Molecule: messenger RNA, 4660 nt
Organism: Leucoraja erinaceus (little skate)
Lineage: Eukaryota; Metazoa; Chordata; Chondrichthyes; Rajiformes; Rajidae
Gene: gck
Product: glucokinase (hexokinase 4)
Exons: 13
Biological process (GO): glucose 6-phosphate metabolic process; regulation of insulin secretion; glycolytic process
Cellular component (GO): cytosol; mitochondrion
Molecular function (GO): mannokinase activity; glucokinase activity; D-glucose binding
Source: RefSeq, a predicted model, not a curated record
AUGUCAAAGUGUGCAAACAAGAGGUUCCUAGUAUCUGAGGUGUGGAAGAUGUUCGUGCGAAUCGUCAAAAAGUGUGAUUCAACGUAUUACCUCUUGUCUAGGAAUGUGUUGAAGGAUGGAUGUAUUAGAUGGGUCCGAGGCGCUGGAAGUGCGGAGUGCGGAGACGGGGCAUCAACGGCACUUCCGCAAUGUCCUAAAAAUAGCGACGAGCUGUCAGGUACUAUUUGGCGAGCAUCGUACCAAGAUGGCUGGCUAGAUUACCAAUUAGAUGUACCCACAAAUGUGUUAACUACAGGUCAUCUGCGGUUCACUGCUAACACAGUGCACAUGGCACUGACUUUGCUGGUGCAACAAAUUUUAUCGGAAUUUCAGCUCCGGAAGGAAGAGCUCCUGGAAGUGAAACGGCGAAUACAGCAGGAGAUGGAGAAAGGUCUCCGACUGGAAACCCAUGGAACAGCCAGUGUGAAGAUGUUACCCACUUAUGUACUUUCAACUCCGGAUGGUUCAGAGGUGGGCGAUUUCCUGGCAGUGGACCUGGGAGGCACAAAUUUCAGGGUAAUGUUGGUAAAAGUGGGCGAAGAUGAAAAGAGAAGCUGGAAAAUCUCAACCAGCAACCAAAUGUACUCCAUCCCGACUGACGUCAUGACUGGCACUGCUGAAAUGCUCUUUGAUUACGUUGCGAAGUGUAUUUCCAACUUCCUGGAUCAGCACAACAUGAAACACAAGAAACUCUCUCUGGGAUUUACCUUUUCAUUCCCUGUCCGUCACGAGCGAAUCGACAAGGGAAUCCUUCUGAAUUGGACCAAGGGGUUUAAAGCAUCUGGAGCAGAGGGGAACAAUGUGGUUGGACUACUCCGUGAUGCGAUUCAAAGGAGAGGGGACUUUGAAAUGGAUGUGGUUGCCAUGGUGAAUGAUACAGUUGCCACAAUGAUUUCCUGUUACUAUGAAGACCACAGCUGUGAGGUUGGAAUGAUUGUAGGCACCGGCUGCAAUGCUUGCUACAUGGAGGAAAUGAAGAAUGUGGAGCUAGUGGAAGGGGAAGAAGGGAGAAUGUGCGUGAACACAGAGUGGGGUGCGUUUGGAGACACGGGUGAACUUGAGGAGUUCCGUCUGGAAUAUGAUUGUAUUAUUGACGAGACAUCUAUCAAUCCAGGAUACCAGCUAUUUGAGAAGAUUGUUGGUGGGAAAUAUAUGGGCGAGCUUACACGCCUUGUGCUACUGAAACUGGUAAAUCAAAACCUGCUCUUCAACGGAGAGGCGUCUGAGCAGCUGAAAACUCGAGGGAGCUUUGAAACAAGAUUCCUCUCACAGAUAGAAAGUGACACAGCUGACCAGAAGCAAAUCUGUAAUAUUCUGAACACAUUAGGUGUGGUGCCAUCCCAAGGCGAUUGCGAAAUUGUCCAUUUGGCAUGCAAGAGUGUGUCGACACGAGCAGCGCACAUCUGUGCUGCAGGAUUGGCGGGCGUUAUCAAUCGGAUGUGGGAGAACAAAUGCAAAGAAACGAUGAGCAUCACAGUUGGAAUUGACGGAUCCGUUUACAAGCUGCAUCCCCAAUUCAAACACAGGUUUCACACGAUGGUCAGGGAACUUGCGCCCGACUGUGACAUCACUUUCCUUCAGUCCACCGAAGGCAGUAGCCUGGGAGCAGCAUUAAUCUCUGCAGUGGCUGGCAAGCUGGGCAGCUGAUCAGCCAGUAUCCUUAUAACUCUACAACUCAACCCUCUGCUACAACUGCAGUCGUUUUUUGGUCUGAAUAAAGUGAAUUCCCUAAAAAAGGGAAGACUGGUAAACAUUGGGUGACGCCAUCAGCAUUGGCAGCCUUGCCAACGGUGUCCGUUUUUUCUUAUUUUUUGUUAUUUUUAGUGUGUUUUAAAAGUUAAUGUUGUCUGGGUUGUUUUAUGUGGGGGGUGGGUGAGAGGGUCGGGGGAAACUUUUUCUCAACUUUACCUUGCCGGAGAUGCGAUUGUUUUCCAGAUCGUAUCUCCGGUUGCUCUGCGGCCUAACAUCUAGGAGCUGGAGGCCUUGCUCGGGACUGACUUUGAGCCCAUCCGCGGGGCCGUGGAUUUACCAUCAUAGCCGAUCCGUUGCUAGGGAUCGACGCUACAACCGCGGCCUGCGGAUUCCAACAUCGAGGAGCUCGCAGUCCCGGGUAGAGGCUGAUGUCGGAAAACUCCAGUCGCAGAAGGUUUUAACCAGCCCCGACCCAGGGUAGAUCACCUGGCGCGGGGGGCUGAGAUUCCCCUCCCCCCAACUUCCCCCUGAUGCAGGAGCUUGAUUGCCCCGACACAGAAGGCCAUGGGAGUCAAGAUUGUCCCAACAACGGAAGGCUCGAAGCCCCUGACCGCGGGAGGACAAAGAAGGGAAGAGAUUGAACUUUGUUUCGCCUUCCUUUCUUUUAAAAUCUUUUUGUUGGUUUUUUUCCAAAAAACAAAACAUAAAGAACAGAGCAAAAAGAAUAAUGAUAAACAUAACAAUGAUAUUGAUACAUAGGGAUCAGGAUUACAUUAAUAACAGGUAUAACCUAAUAUGAGACCAGUGUCAAAAUACACAAUGAAAAUAGACCUACUAUGUAAAUAUAGUUCAAUCUUUAAAAGAAAACUUAUAAAUGUAGAAAAAAAACACAAAGGUAAAAAGACAAAAAGAAAAGGAAAAAAUGAAAAAACUAAACCCCCCUAAACUAAAGAAGAAAAAAGAAAGGAAGAAAAAAAAAUUUAAAUGAAAAUAAAAUAAAUAAAAGCAAAGCAAAGCAAAACAGAAUCUGAACUGAGUAUUUCAACAUUUAAGUCUAUUUGUCGUCAAGUCCGUUCCACCCUAUAGAGGUAAAAUAAUUUUUAUAAUGGUUAAAAAGGGAGCAAUUUAUGUUGUAUGAAAGUGUUCAAAUUUAACCAAGGGUUCAACAAUGUCACUCCUGAUUUUUUUCUAAAUUUAAACAUGAUAUCGUUUCAGAGUACCACUGGAGUGUGGUCGGAGGAUUAGAGUCUUUCCAUUUCAAUAAAAUAGAUCUUCUGGCGAUUAAUGUGGUAAAAGCAAUCAACCGAUGGACGGAACGGGACAGAUGAAUAAAAUAUAAUAUUGGUAGCCCCAAAAAUUGCAGUAAUAGGAUGAGGUUGUGAAUCAAUACCUAAAACUACAGAAAUAGUAUCAAAAAUUUAUUUCCAAUAUUUUUCCAAAAGUGGGCAGGACCAAAACAUAUGGGUCAGUGAGGCCACUUCAGAGUUACAUCUGUCACAGGGAGGAUUUAUAUGACCAUAAAAACGAGUCAACUUAUCCUUUGACAUAUGAGCUCUGUGAACCACCUUGAAUUGUAUCAGAGCGUGUCUUGCACACAUUGAAGAGGAUUUGACUAGUUGAAGAAUCUUCACCCAUUUCUCUAUAGGUAGAGAAAUUUGGAGUUCUUUUUCCCAGUCAUUCUUAAUUUUAUCAAAUGUAUCUAAUUGUAAUUUCAAAAUCAACUCAUAAAUAGUCGUUAUUAAUCCUUUCUGAUAAGGGUUCAAAUGUUAAAAAAAAUCCAAAAUUGUGGUUUUAUGUAGUGGAAAAAGGGAUAGAGUAGCCUUCAAAAAAUGUCUAAUUUGUAAAUAUAUAGAAAAGUGUGAAUUAGGUAAAUUAUAUUUAUUGGAGAGGCGUUCGAAAGACAUAAAACAACCCUCCAAAAACAAAUCACGAAAAGCUGAUAAUCCCUUCCUCUUCCAUAACAAAAAGUCUUGAUCAGUACUAGAAGAUUGGAAGAGAAAUUUCUAUAAGAUAGGACUCGAUAAGAUAAAAUCAUUUAGUCCAAAAAACUUACGAAAUUGAAACCAUAUUCGGAAUGUAUGUCUUAUUAUUGGGUUAGUCAUAUAUUUAUUCAAUCUCGUAAUUGUAAAAGGUAACGAGGCCCCUAGAAUAGAAGCCAAUGAUAGCCCUUGUAAGGAAUCAUGUUCAAGAUUUAUCCAUCCUGGUCAUUGGGUAUCUACUAAAUCUUUUGUCCAAAAUGUUAGAUAGCGAGCAUUAACUGCCCAAUAGUAGAAUCUAAGGUUCGGCAAUGCCAAACCACCAUCUUUUUUUGAUUUCUGUAAGUAUUUUUUACUUAGUCUGGAGUUUUUAUUCUGCCAUAUAUAUGAAGAAAUUGUGGAAUCUAUAAUAUCAAAGAAAGAUUUGGCAAUAAAAAUUGGUAUCGUCUGAAAUAAAUACAGAAAUUUAGGUAAAAUGAACAUUUUAAUAGCAUUGAUUUGGCCAAUUAAGGAUAAGGACAUUGGUGACCAUUUAGUAAACUGAUGUUUAAUAUGGUCAAUUAAAGGCAUAAAAUUAGCUUUAAAUAAAUCCUUGUGUUUCUUGGUGAUCUUAAUACCUAAAUAAGUAAAACUUUCGGUAGUCAAUCUAAAUGGAAACUGUCCAUAACUCGAAACAAGAUUAUUUAAUGGAAAAAGCUUACUCUUACUAAGAUUUAGUUUAUAACCAGAAAAACUACUAAAUUGAUUGAGUAAUGCUACUAUUGCCAGAAUAGAUUUCUCAUGGUUAGAAAUAAGUAAUAACAGAUCAUCUGCAUCAAGAGAUAGCUUAUGUGUCUUAUUCCCGCGGACAAUACCAAAAAUAUUAGGGGAUUCCCUAAUAGCGGUGGCUAAAGGUUCCAAAGCAAUAUCAAAUAGUAAAGGACUUAGGGACAGCCCUGUCUAGUACCUCAAAA